ACCUCCCGGAAAUUUAAAACGAAAGUAGGAAGAUUCAUGGCGUUCACACAUUUCUAAAUAUAAUUCUUAAAGGAGAUGGGUAUUGUACACAAUAUCAUUAUAACAGUUGCUCCAGUUGUUGUUGGAGUAGGGAUCGGAUGGUUCAUCAGUAGAAAAGGUUCAUUGGUUUCCACAUUGGUUUCCAAAUCCAAUAAUAAUAAUGGAACACCAGAUGACCAACAAGGUCAGGAAAAUGCAGAAACUUCUGUAAAAACAUCUUCCCAAAAACCCCAUAGCCUACAGACUAACCCUGACUCGGCUUGUGGGAACGCACGUUUACCCAACAGUAAGCAACCCAACGCCACACGUCAACAGUCACACAGACAAACUGCCUACCCAGAAGGAAACACUACUGUUCUUUAUGAAAGAGAUGACAAUGGAAAUAUUGGGACACAAGAUAUUGAAGUAGACAGUGGUCCUAUUACUAGUAACCUGAGCCUUAUGGAGGAUGCUGUACCAGCAACACCAAUAGCUUGUAUUCCACCACAUAUUGAAACACAUGAUGCUAUUCUACUGUAUGCUGAAGAAGACAGGCCACUUGUCAAACAUAUACAACAACAACUGGUAUCAAAUUUGGGCACAGAUAUAAAUGAUCUCAAUAUUAUCUUAUAUGAGGAAUUUGCUCCAGAUGUGCAGUCCCAUUUUAAAACAAUGGAGCAUCUGUUUUGUAGAUGUAGAUUCUUGUUCGUUGUGGUAACCUCCAAUUUCAGAAAAGACAGUCUAACUAGAUACCAACACGAAAUAGCUUUAACUGACUCCAUUAAAAAUUCAUCUAGGAAUGAACGGGUUAUCCCUGUGUGGGCUGAGGCAGGAGCCCAGAAUUUUUUGCAUGAACUUUCUGUACUUAAAGGCAUUGAUUAUUCACGAGAAGAAGUUGACUUCCGGAUGUUCAAAGCUGUCUUUCAACAUGGCAGGAGAAAUAUCCAUUUGUGAAGCUGUAUUCUUAUGUGUAGAUGUGUAGUCAACUGAACUGUUGACUUUUCAUAAAAAAUAUAAUCAUUCUACUGUAUGUGCCAAGAGAGAGAGAGAGAGAGAGAGAGAGAGAGAGAGAGAGAGAGA
Messenger RNA from Magallana angulata, 1098 nucleotides. RefSeq lists its product as uncharacterized. The record is from RefSeq and is a predicted model, not a curated record. Bases 76 to 972 code for a protein of 298 amino acids. The transcript is spliced from 3 exons. Gene Ontology annotation, biological process: signal transduction. Lineage: Eukaryota; Metazoa; Mollusca; Bivalvia; Ostreida; Ostreidae.